Messenger RNA from Boleophthalmus pectinirostris (great blue-spotted mudskipper), 2452 nucleotides. RefSeq names its product ATP-dependent 6-phosphofructokinase, muscle type. Bases 73 to 2409 code for a protein of 778 amino acids. Gene Ontology annotation, biological process: canonical glycolysis; fructose 1,6-bisphosphate metabolic process; fructose 6-phosphate metabolic process. Gene Ontology annotation, molecular function: AMP binding; fructose-6-phosphate binding; 6-phosphofructokinase activity. The record is from RefSeq and is a predicted model, not a curated record. Lineage: Eukaryota; Metazoa; Chordata; Actinopteri; Gobiiformes; Gobiidae. Gene Ontology annotation, cellular component: cytoplasm; membrane; 6-phosphofructokinase complex. The transcript is spliced from 22 exons.
GAGGAGGUGCCAGGACCUGCUUCUCCUUUUGUAUUGUUUUGAACCUCAGUCUGUUCCUCUACCAGUGAAGACAUGUCCACCACCACCACUCUCCCCACUGACCCCACCAAAAUGGGGUUGGGUCGCUCAAUCGCUGUGCUAACUUCUGGCGGUGAUGCACAAGGUAUGAAUGCUGCAGUGAGGGCUACUGUCAGAGUUGGUCUCUACACUGGAGCUAAGGUCUUCUUUGUGCAUGAGGGGUACCAGGGCCUGGUGGACGGUGGGGACCACAUCAAGCAGGCAACAUGGGAAAGUGUGUCUAUGAUGCUCCAACUGGGUGGGACCGUGAUUGGCAGUGCUCGCUGUAAAGAUUUCCGUAGCAGAGACGGGCGUAUGACUGCAGCAUGUAACCUGGUGAAGCUAGGAAUCACUAACUUGUGUGUGAUCGGAGGAGAUGGCAGUUUAACUGGAGCCAAUCAGUUCAGGACCGAAUGGAGCGGUCUGCUGAAAGACCUGGUCAAUGCCGGUAAGAUCACAGAGGCCGAGGCCAAAAGGUCCUCGCACCUGAACAUUGUGGGAAUGGUGGGCUCCAUAGAUAAUGACUUCUGUGGCACGGACAUGACAAUCGGCACUGAUUCUGCCCUGCACCGCAUCAUCGAAGUGGUGGAUGCCAUAACCACCACUGCACAGAGCCAUCAGAGGACAUUUAUUCUUGAAGUUAUGGGAAGACAUUGUGGGUACUUGGCCCUGGUCACAGCUCUGGCUUGUGGUGCAGAUUGGGUCUUUAUCCCUGAAAUGCCUCCAGAUGAGGGCUGGGAGAACCAUCUCUGUAGGAGACUGGCAGAUCAAAGAGCCAGAGGAUCUCGUUUGAAUGUCAUCAUUGUGGCUGAAGGGGCUAUCAGCAGAGAUGGUAAACCAAUCACUUCUGAACAAAUCAAAAUGCUUGUGACAGACAGGCUUGGCUUCGACACUCGCACCACAAUACUGGGACAUGUGCAAAGAGGUGGGACACCGUCUGCAUUUGACAGGAUCCUUGGCAGUAGGAUGGGUGUGGAGGCAGUAAUGGCUCUGCUGGAGGCCACCCCUGACACCCCGGCUUGUGUGGUCAGUUUGUCUGGAAACCAGGCUGUCAGACUGCCUCUAAUGGAGUGUGUGCAAGUGACCAAAGAUGUAACAGCAGCGAUGGCUGAGGGGAGAUUUGAUGAGGCCAUCAAGCUUAGAGGAAAGAGUUUUGAGAAUAACUGGAACACAUACAAGCUCCUGGCUCACAUCAAUCCUCCAGAUGUGAAGAGCAAUAUCAAUGUGGCCAUACUGAAUGUCGGAGCUCCCUGUGCCGGUAUGAAUGCUGCAGUGAGAGCUGCUGUCAGGAUGGGCAUCAUUCAGGGACACAAUAUGUUGGCUGUUCACGAUGGCUUUGAUGGACUUGCUCAUGGCCAGAUUGAGCCCAUUUGCUGGACUGGAGUGAGUGGCUGGACGGGAAAAGGAGGCUCAAUGCUGGGCACAAAAAGAACUCUACCAGGAAAAUUAUUUGAAGAAAUUAGUUUGAAUAUUGCAAAAUUCAACAUCCAUGCUCUAGUGAUCAUUGGAGGAUUUGAGGCUUAUGUGGGAGGCCUGGAAUUGGUUCAAGCCAGAGAGCAAUAUGAGGAGAUGUGCAUUCCGAUGGUGGUGAUUCCUGCCACUGUGUCCAACAAUGUCCCAGGAUCAGACUUCAGUAUUGGUGCAGACACAGCCCUCAACACAAUCACAUCAACUUGUGACAGGAUAAAGCAGUCUGCAGCAGGGACCAAACGACGAGUGUUUAUUGUGGAGACUAUGGGAGGUUACUGUGGCUACUUGGCCACUAUGGCAGGCCUUGCAGCUGGGGCUGAUGCUGCCUACAUAUAUGAGGAAAAAUUCACUAUUAAAGACCUUGAAAUGAAUGUGAUGCAUCUUAUUGAGAAGAUGAAAACAACUGUUAAGAGAGGAUUGAUUCUAAGAAAUGAAAGUUGCAACUCCAACUACACCACUGACUUUAUUUUCAACCUGUAUUCAGAAGAGGGCAAAGGCACUUUCGACUGCCGUAAAAAUGUCCUGGGACAUAUGCAGCAGGGUGGUACACCUACACCUUUUGACAGAAAUUUUGGGACAAAAAUGGGGGCCAAGUCUGUCCUGUGGCUAACUGAAAAACUGAAGGACUGCUACAGACAUGGCCGAAUCUUCGCCAACACACCUGAUUCUGCCUGUGUGCUUGGGAUGAGGAAGAGAGCACUGACAUUUCAGCCCCUUGCUGAACUUAAAGCAGACACUGAUUUUGAACAUCGUAUACCCAAGACGCAGUGGUGGCUUAAGAUAAGGCCGAUCAUGAAGAUCCUUGCCAAAUAUGACAUCAAACUGGACACCUCUGAACAUGCAGAUAUGGAGCAUGUGAUCAAAAAGAGAGGUCAGCUGUAGCUGGCUCUGACUUCAAUAAAUUACAUUUCUGUGUCACAUCAAA